AUACACUCACACAUUUCCACGUGUAUUUUUCAUUACCAUUUUUACUUUUAACACAUUCUUUCAUCACUAACACAUGUUAAGGAUGUCCAAACUAAUAAUAUUAAUAGAACGCUAACCACGAGGGAAAUUACAGUUAAACCUCUGUCUGCAGAAUGACAGUAUUUGUAAAUUGUGCACCGUUAAGCCUACCGCGACUUGGCACGCCCUUCAUUAAACACUGUGCAUGCGGCAUCCAUGGGAAGAGCGCAUGAUAUUUCUGCAGACGAAAAACAUGAUUGCAUACAUACAGGAAUAAGAAACGUGUCUUAAAAGACAGAUUUGACGCUAAAAGCCACCAAAGUAAAACCAAUUAAGAGGUUAUCCAAGUCUUGGGGAUGUUCUUGAAUACUGGAUCAGGAAUUAUGAGGCCUUCUACAGAUUCUGCUCUUCCAGUACCUUGUGCUUUAUGGCCUGUAGACCUAAAGUUGACACACAUAGACUGUAAUCCCGAAAACUCCCUGGUUCAUUUACAGGGUCAAUACAUAACAGUAUGUGAACUGGACUACAACAUAGUGCAAGUAGAAAUACAGAACACACCCAAAACUAAAGAGACUGUUGAAAUCGGUGCGUUCUGCUUGGUGGAAGACAUCUCUGGUUACUGGUACAGAGGAAGAGUACAGAACAGAAGAAAUGAUGUAUUUGAUGUGUUUCUCAUCGAUAAUGGAACUGUUUUGAGUGUUGAUGCUAGCCAUCUGGCUUCUGCCUCUGAUGAGUUGUUUAUGUUGCCCCCCAAAAUUGUAUGUGGCUUUUUUUCAAACAUACAGCCAACUGGAGAAAAGUGGGGACCUUUAGCAGUGAAGUACUUCUUAUCCUUGCAUGGUUUGGAGGUCAAAGGCUAUAUCCAGUCAAUUCUGCCACACAAAGUGCUGGUUCUUGAAGUACCAGAUGUGAACAAAGAGGUCAUUAAACUGGGUUUAGGGAAAGCUGUAGACAAAGACACGUUCCUUCUACUUGUGGAAAUGCUGACUGAGUUGCCAUUGAAACAAAACUCGGAACCUGUUCCUGAUUUGUUAAUUGAAAGGCACGCCGGACAAGAGUUCUCUUUCAAACCAUCCAGCUUUCAUGGUUUCCAGAAUGUAGUGGCAUCUUGUGGCCCCCAGGUGACGAUUGGUAAAACGGAGCGAGUUAAACUAACCUCAGCGAUAAACGCUGGUACAUUUUACUGCCAGUUGAUGCACAUGUCCCUAGAUCUUCAGGAAGUGACAGAGAAAUUGUCAUAUUGCUGUGAAUGUGAAUGUAAAGAACUUUGUGAAAAACCCACUGGAAAUGUUGGUGUACUGUGUGCUGUCAAAGGUAAAGAUGAGAAGUGGCACAGAGGCUUUGUGCAACAGGUUCUUUCAAAUGGCCAUGCGAGAGUCUUGUUUGUUGAUUACGGGUUCUGUGAAUCUGUAAAGGCAGAGAACAUCCUGCAGCUGCCGCCAGAUUUCCAUUCCGCACCAAUUAUGUCUUUCCCGUGUGCACUUUCAUGUUUAACAGGACUAGAUGAAGAGCUACAGAAACAGCAGAUGAAUGAAUUAAAAAAAGGGUUGUUGAGAGGGAUUUUGUACAUUCGCCCAGAUAGUUUUAAGCCUGACCAUCAUCUGUAUUACGUUACACUGCUUAGUCCUCUGGAUGGUGCCGAUCAAGGCUUUCAGAAAGAAUCAUGUAAACGACAGCCUUUUACAGGACCAUAUGGCAAACCCACCUAUACACAUACAGUCCAAGAAGAUAGCAUCCAGGAAAUGUGCAAAACUCCGCCUUCAUCUGAUAAUUGGGACAUAAGCAACAGGAAACCAACAGCCAAAGCUACUUACAAAGUUAAAGAACUAGAAGAUGGCUCUGUCUUUGUGGGUUAUGUUGAACAUGUUUUGAACCCAUCAGAUUUUUGGAUAAGAACAGAUGAUUAUAACAGUGAGUUUGAAGAAAUGAUGAAAAACAUUGUGUGUUUUUACGACAGCUUGGAGCUUGAUGAGGGGAUUCUUGACAAUCCAGAACCUGGUUUACUGUGCUGUGCCAUGUUUGAAAAAGAUAUGCAUUACUACAGAGCUGUCAUCGUUGAUGUGUUUGAAAAUGGAGCAGAGGUAUUUUUUUUGGAUUUUGGAAACACUGAUAAAGUGCCGUAUAUGUGUAUUAAAACCCUGCCUUUGAGGUUUGCGGAGGUGCCUGCGUUAGCUUUUCAUUGUUCUCUUGCUCACUUGGUACCGGUGGAAGAUGUGUGGACAGCAAAUGCUACCAGUGUUUUUAGGACAGCAGUCCUCAAUAAAGUCCUGUUGGUGCAUGUUGUCCAGAAGCGGAAAGAUAAAUAUAUUGUUGAUUUACAUGAUAAAGAAAUUGAAAGCAAGUGUAGCGUCAUCACACUUUUGGUUCAGGCUGGAUUAGCUGAAUACUGGAAAGAAAUGUCUGCAGAUUACAAUCAGAAGUUGGCUAAAGCAUCCUGGGACCAGCAGUCAAAAAGAAAGAAACAUAAAAAUGUUUCAUUUAUGCAGAGCCAGCAUAACUCAAAAAGCAAAGAAACAUCUCCAGUUCAAAGUGUUGCAAGGCCGGGAAAAAUUCCUUGCAAUGUGUUAAGCAACUCGUAUACAGAGGAUUUUUUAAAACUCUUUACUAGUGCAAAUGUCUCAUCAGAACAAAGGGAAACUUCCACAAAAGUACCAAUCAAACCACAGAUCUUCAAAGUGGGAUGUGUGCUUGAUGUGAAGAUUUCUUCCAUCAACUCUCCAUCUGAAUUUUGGUGCCAAGUGAAAAACCAGUUAUUUAAGAUGGAGUUGUUGAUUGAAGACAUUCAGUGCUAUUACCGUUCGCAUGCAGAUCCAUUUCAGCCCGGUGAACUUGCUUGUGUUGCAAAAUGUUCAAAGGAUGGAAAGUGGUACAGAGGAUGUGUGGUCCAACAAAUGCAAGGUAAAGUUGAUGUUCUGUUUAUUGACUCUGGCAUCAAGGAGCGAAAAAGCAUUAAGAAUGUUCGGGCUAUAAAACCAGAAUUCCUGGAUCUCGAAGGGCAAGCUUUUAGGUGUAGCCUUUACAACCUAGUUGAGUCUGUAGAUGGCAACCCAUGUCAGUGGAGUAAAGACGCAUGCCAAGCAUUUCAAGACUUCACCCAAAGUGGUUCAGAACUAAAGUGUAUUAUACAUGCACUGACAAUUAUAGAGAAAAGGGGUUUGUGCAAUGUUGUGGACAUUCAGACUCCUUUUCACAGUGCAGGUCAGCUACUUGUAGAGAAGGGCUUUGCCAGAGACAUGGGAACCCCAAAGGGACUUAUCCCAUCAGUUCAUCUCUAUUCUUACUAUCAUUCCUUAUUUAACAUGAAAAUUGGAAGUGAAGAGAAGGUAUACAUAACGCAUGUGUGUAGUCCAUGGGAGCUGUACUGUCAACUAGAUAAAAAUACUGAAGUUCUCCAAGACCUCAUGGCAGAAGUCACUCUAACUGUCAGUGAAAUUCAGGAAAAGGGCUGGGAUGUUGGCCCAAUAAGAGUUUGCUUAGCUAGGUAUCAUGGAGAUGGCUUAUGGUACAGAGGUUUAGCGUUUCCAGUACAGUCUCCUUUACAUUUGAAUGUGUUUUUUGUUGACUAUGGAAACAUGCAUGUUGUUGAGAAAAGUGAUGUACUGCCUGUCCCUGCAGAAGCUACAUAUGUACUGCUUACACCCAUGCAGGCUGUGAAAUGCACACUGGCGGAUAUCCCGGAAGGAGAAUUGCUUGUAGAGGUAAAUAAAUGGCUAGAGGAAAAUGUAUUGAACAAGCCGCUGAAUGCAAUUGUGGUUGCGAAAGAGUACACCGGGAAUCUUGUCCUUGAACUGUAUGAUGGCAGCCUUCAAAUUAAUGAGAAGGUAAAGAAGCUAAUGAGUUUGCAUAGGCAAAAGAUAAAACCUGUUGAUGCUGAAGAACCUGCAGAAAAGGAUUACCAGAAAAGGCAGAGAGCAGCUGAAUUGCCCAAAACUAAGAGUGACACUAAAGUAAAAAAUCAGGGAAGAAAGCCAAGGAGUAGUGAUAACGGUAGAGUUAUUCUUAAGGCACAUCGAACGUUAAAGAGAGAGAGUAAAAUCAGUGCUAAAUGUUUUGUUCCGUUCAGGGGUGAAAAAGAACCACAUGUAACUGGAAGCCAAAUGAGAACCAAGGAAACUAAUAAAAGAACACCAGAUUAUGCAAAUGAGCGCAAGAUCAUUGGAAACGUGCUACCAAAAUGUUCUGAACUUCCAGAGACAAAAGUUAAGUCUGGUACCAUAAGCAUAGGAUUUAUUUCUCACUUCAGGAAUACAUCCGACUUCUACAUCCAGUUAGAGGAGGGCGAACAGUCACUUUUAACGAUGGUGGAAGAACUGAACAGUCCACUGUUUACAAAGGACCUGGACAACAAAAUUUGUGGGGAGCUGAAGGUGGAUGAUCUUGUUGCAGUUGAAUUUGAGGAAGAUGGUGCUUUCUAUCGUGCAGUUGUAAAAGAUAUUUCUGCUGAUGGAUCUCUUCAGGUAGAAUUUAUUGACUAUGGAAAUACAGCAACAGUUGACAAAACAAAGGUCUUAAGACUUGCAGAUAAAUGUAUAACCCAGGCAAGACUAAGUAUUGCAUGUUUUCUAGGAAAGUCUGGUAGCUUGAAAGAUGAAUCCCAUUUCAAAGAUGAUGUAAUUGACAAGCCACUUUCACUUCACUUUGUAAAACAGAAAGGACCGAAGUGGGAAGUAAUAAUGAACGUUAAUAAUGAAACUGUUGAAGAUGAGAUUGCUCAAAGUGUGCCACCUUGUGCAGACUUAACAGAGCAGAACCUUUACGGAAGUUGUUGCAAAAGUGAAGUUCCUACUGACUCUGGAAUUGCAACUAAAAGUAAAGAAGAUACCAAAGAACAUAAGCAGAGUGAAAAAGGUCACCAUUGCGAACAGAGGUUCACAGAACCUGAAGCAUCUGAUGGGACAGCUGCUUCAUUGGCUGAUUACACAGAUUGCUGUAGAAAGGAAAUACAGUAUCAAGACUUGAAACCUGGACAGAUUGAAGCUGGCAGCAUACUUUCUGUUGCAAGUAACGGAGAUCUCUAUAUCAAGCUUGUUAGAAAUUCUGAACAGUUUUCUUCUUUGUGCUUGGCCGUAGCAGAACAUGCAGGAAGAAGCAACUUGCUGUCAGUGACGAACAUAAGAGAAGGACAUGAAUGCUUAGCAAGGUCUGAGAGAGAAUGUCUGUGGCACAGAGCAGACGUCGAAGAAAUCUUUACUGAAAGUGAGGAAGUAAGUGUCGCUUUUUUUGAUCAUGGAGCCACAGAGACGAUUUCUAUCAGUGAUAUAAAGGAACUUGCUGAUGACCUGAAACAUGUACCCAGACAAGCUAUUUUGUGCAAGUGGCAUGGCUGUGAAAAACUAAAAAGUGAAUCUGGCGAGAUGUUAAAUAAUUAUUUAAAGCCAUUAAUGGAUCAGGAAAUCAAACUUUUGUUUGUUUCAGUUUUUAAUUCCCCUCCAGUAUGGGAGGUUGAGAUUAUGAUAGAUGGUGGUUUACUCGUCCAUCAAGUUAAAGAUCCAACUUCUGUGAGAGAUGAAGAGAUUAUAAAGUCAAAACCUAAAUUAGGAGAUUAUUUGCAGAAUGGCGACAAUGUAAAUGACACCACUCCUCCACAGUCACUUACUUUGGCUCCUGUCCAGACAAAUAAGGGGUAUUCUGGAUUUGCAGCAGCUGUUAUUGAUCCAUCUGAGUUCUUCAUUGAGCUAGAAGAUAUGUUUCUUACUAUGAAUACUGUGUCCAUGAUGCUGGCAGAACUCCCAGAAGACUUGGCUGUAUUGCCUGUGGGGCUUAUAAAACCUGGCUCAUGCUGUCUUGUGAAUAGUGAAUCUAAGAACAAAUGGUGUAGAGCGGAGAUCACUGAGGUUGCAAACAAUUCUGUGCAAACUACUCUUGUUGAUUAUGGGCAUUGCUCACCUGUGCCGUACUCUAGUUUAAAUGAGAUUAAAAAGAUACCAGAAGAGCUUGCAAGGUUGCCAAAGCUGACCUACCCCUGUCUCCUUAGGGGAGUGAAGCCUAUAAAUGGAGAACACUGGACAGAUGAAGCAAUUAUUUUCUUCCAAGAAUGUAUCUGUCGGAGAAAUCUCAUCAUUUAUUUUAGACGGUAUGUUUUUGAGGCGCUUUGGGAAGUGGACAUUCUGAUUGGUGAUGUAGACAUAGCCAUUGAGCUAGCUGCUGCUCGACAUGCUGUUUAUAUUGAAAACAUGCCUCUGCUUAGAAAAGAAGUGGAAAAGCCUUCCGACUUGUAUUCACAAAUGUCGCCAAAUCCAUCCGUCCCAGAAAUUGUAAAUAGUGCUAUAUUGUCUUUGCUGAAGCAAAAGCAUUGCAAUGAAUACUUAAACUGUGGCAGUUUUUGCGAUGAGAAUGAUCCUAAUAGUAUUGUAGUUAAUGGCGAGUCUUGGCCGCCAGUGCAGCAGGGGAAUGUGCAGGAUGUAGAGAACAAUUCCUCCGCUCAUGAACAAGAGGACAGCAUCCAUGAUAACACAAAGAAAACACUGACUGUGGGGUUGCCGUUGAAGAAAAAUUGUGUACUGAUGUAAGAUGUCCUGUAAAAGAUGGCUGGUCUGGAUUCUGGAAACAUCCUGAAAAAGACACUCAUGGAAUGAUAAUUGCACAGCUCCUUUACCCAAGACUAAUGUUUUGCCUAUAAGGUUUUUUUGUUUUGUUUUUCAUCGGUCAUCGUUGGUUACGUUUCAACUUUUUUUUUUAAUAUAAAUUAUUUUCAUUUUAAAUAUUUACUAGGUUAUAGUUGGCUUCCAAAAAAAACCUUAAUCGGAUGGAGAUAUUGCUCCAUGUGGAAUGCUGGGGCUCUGUACAAAGUUUUGAAUGUGUCAUUUUCUAGUGUUGAAUUCCCUUUACUAGUUAAAUACAAUGACUUAAUGACUUCCCUGAAACAUGCAUUAUGUGAAAUUACCUGAUUUGACCUUUAUCUUUCCUGUUACUGGUGCACAAUUUAAGAUUUGAGAUAUUUGACUAAAUAUAUAUACAUAUAUAUUAGUUAGUUAGUUAGUUGCACUUAACUGCUGCUUUUUACUAACUUUUUUUUUUCUAUGUUAAUAGCAUGAAGUCCUUUUAUGUGUGAAGUUCAGUUGUUAAAUGUGUUUUGUAGCAGGGAAAAUGUUCUAUUGCAAAAUAGUACUAAAUGGGGAAAAAUGUGUUCCAAUAACAGGUUAUACUUACUUCGUAAGUCAUCCUAAUUUCUUGCAAGUUACAAAAGUAUGUUCUGUGUAAUGUGACUGAUCUUUGUAUUUGACCCCAUAGCAUAGCCUUGAAAAGUGUAUGGCAAGCCUCAAAAGAGAUCACCUUAUCUGCUAAGACUACCUUGAGCACUGGCUAAUGACAGUGUCUGAA
Messenger RNA from Acipenser ruthenus (sterlet), 7338 nucleotides. It is a transcript of the gene tdrd15, whose product is annotated as tudor domain containing 15. The transcript has 6 exons. NCBI's taxonomy places the organism in Eukaryota, Metazoa, Chordata, Actinopteri, Acipenseriformes, Acipenseridae. The record is from RefSeq and is a predicted model, not a curated record. The coding region runs from base 375 to 6527 and encodes 2050 amino acids.